This is a messenger RNA of Asparagus officinalis (garden asparagus), 1554 nucleotides long. RefSeq names its product protein FAR1-RELATED SEQUENCE 5-like. Gene Ontology annotation, biological process: regulation of DNA-templated transcription. The transcript has a single exon. The record is from RefSeq and is a predicted model, not a curated record. Lineage: Eukaryota; Viridiplantae; Streptophyta; Magnoliopsida; Asparagales; Asparagaceae. The coding region runs from base 1 to 1554 and encodes 517 amino acids. Gene Ontology annotation, molecular function: nucleic acid binding; zinc ion binding.
AUGAGGAGUGUAUUUUGGGCAGAUGGACGGGCAAGGGCAUCAUUCUUAAAGUUUCAUGACGUUGUUGUUUUUGAUGUUACAUAUAGAACUAACAAGUUAGCACUGCCUUUUGCUCCAUUUACUGGUGUUAACCACCAUAGACAGUCAACUUUGUUUGGUUGUGCACUACUUGCAGAUGAGGAAGAAGACACAUUUGUCUGGUUGUUUACUGAAUGGGUUAAAUGUAUGAAUGGGGUGGCUCCGCAUGCUAUUAUUACAGACCAUGACAAAGCUAUAUGUAAUGCCAUUCAAAGAGUGUUUCCAAAUACUCGACAUCGCUAUUGCAAAUGGCAUCUUGGCAAGCACAUGGUUGAUCAUUUAUUAUCUCUACAAAAGUUGCAUGGAGAAGAGUUUGCGAACUACUUUAAUAGAUGGUGGCAUAGCAAGACAGUUGAAACAUGUAUUCAGCAAUGGGAUGAGUUAAAAGAAAAGUUCAAUAUAGAAGAAAAUGAGGAAGGUUGGUUGCAAACCAUGUACAGAAAUAGAACACAUUGGGUGCCAUGCUAUCUCAAAGAUACUUUCUUUGCAGGAAUGACAUCAAGCCAACGUAGUGAAAGUAUAAAUGCCUUCUUUGACACAUACGUCAACUCACAAACAUUGUUGCCCGACUUUGUUGAGCAAUAUGAUAAAGCAAUAUUGUCGCGUCGUUCUCAAGAAUUAAGUGAAGAUUUUGCUACUUUGAAUACAACGCCUGUGAUGCAUCUAAACCAUCCGAUUGAGAUUCAAGCUGGAGAGUCAUAUACAAGAGCUAUAUUUGAGAGGUUUCAAGAUGAGCUUAAAGCUUCUGUAUCUUUGUUUCAUGAUGAGAUGGGAAAAGAAGAAUCAAAUUCUAAAUACAUAGUUGGCUCGCUCUCUACUGAAAGAAGUGUAUGGGAGCAAGUAGUUUAUAAUCAAAAUGAACAGAGAAUAACAUGUACAUGUGCUAUGUUUGAGACCGAAGGAAUAUUAUGUAGGCAUGCCAUUCAUAUUAUGAUAUCGAAUCAGUUGGUAAGAAUUCCUGAAGAAUACAUUAUGCAUAGAUGGACAAUGAAUGCAAGGCACCGUAAUAUUGGAGUCUCUAAUGUGUUGUUGGAAAAAAACUUUAAUAGUAAUAGAGAACAAUGGAGUACUUUACGUUCUUGGGCUUUGAGAGCAAAAUUUAAUAACGUGAUGGAAUGUGCACAUGAAUCACCUAUGGUCUUUGAUGAAAUAGAUAACUUUUUUUCUAACUUGAUGGAAAAACAUGAAAAAGAUAUCAGUGCUAAGCAAAUCAAAGAGACUGAAGCUACGAGUCGGGUUGAAUCUAGUACUCAUUCCCAUACUAUUGAGAAACUCCCUCAAAUCACUGUUCGUGACCCUCUCGAGUCUACAAAACAUAAGGGACGACCGAGAACAAUUAGUAGAUUGAAAUCGGGACUUGAACAAGCACAGGAAAAAAAGGAGAUAAAAAAGAGGACAUGCGGCAGAUGUGGUCAAAAGGGACAUUAUAAAAGUAGUUGCACUAAUUCUCUUGUUGCUAACUUAUCAAAUAACUAG